Molecule: messenger RNA, 1004 nt
Organism: Panicum virgatum (switchgrass)
Lineage: Eukaryota; Viridiplantae; Streptophyta; Magnoliopsida; Poales; Poaceae
Product: transmembrane protein 18-like
Exons: 4
Coding region: 81-623 (180 amino acids)
Cellular component (GO): nuclear membrane
Source: RefSeq, a predicted model, not a curated record
GACCAACUGACCAGUGGGCCCCAGCUGACUUCUUUGCUUUCUCGCAGUUUGGAAGGGGGGAGAGAUCUCGAUCUCGAGAGAUGGCGGAGGAGCAGGCUGCCGCCGCGGGCUCGUCGGCGGUCGGGCGCGCGGUGGAGGAGGUGCGCUCCGCCCUCAACGAGCACGCCGACGUGGUCGCCGAGCUCUUCGGCCGCGUCUCCUCCGAGCUGCGCACCGGCUUCGCGCCAGCCGUCGACUCCUUCAUCGGAUUCUUCCACGCCGUCGACUGGAAGGAGCCUUGGUUGAUCAGCAUGCUAACUUUUCAUGCCAUUCUGCUGCUGGUUACCAUCAUCUCAAGGAGAAACAUCAAUUUCCAACUUAUCUUGUCAGCUCUAACAUUUUCUGGUGUGUUUCUUGCUGAGAGAAUAAACACCUUUUUGGGACAAAACUGGAAGAGCUUCUCUAGCCAAAACUAUUUUGAUCCCCAAGGCCUCUUCAUUUCAGUCGUCUGGUCUGGCCCCCUCCUUUUGAUAACAAUCCUUAUUCUGGUGAACACUCUUGUGACGCUCUGCAUGCUGAUCGUAAGGUGGAAAAGGGCAGAGCUCAGGCAUCGUGCUCGCCAGGCUCGUAACAAGCAGGACUGAUCUUAACCUGCAUCAACGUACUUUGGUGGCCUGUACGAAAGUUGAUUGCAUGCUACAACUGAUCUAACCAAGAAUCAUGUUUCCGAAAGGAUGCUCAUUUAGGUAGCAGAAUAUAAUAUUCUGAGAUGGUCAGAUUUUGCUGGUGAGCUGUUGACCAUCCAUCACCCUGUAAUAUUGUCUCAUAUGAUCUCUUUGAGCGAGGACACUAGGGUUGUUCCUAUUUAUACGGGAGGUGGUUCAUUCAGAUGUCAAACCUCAGAGUUGCUUGAUACUAUUUUUUUAGUUGUGUAGACUCAGGUGCAUCAACUUCUGAUUGUUAAUUUCUGCAAGAAUUUUUCUUUGAACAGCUGAAUUUAAGCCAUCCUUACACUGCUCUGAAAA